AUAUGCUGAAGCGACAAAUAAGCUACCGAUUGAGCUGCAGCCAUUUUGAAUAAAAUUUCAUAAUGCCAUGAAGUCUUUCUAAUUUCUAAAUAAAUAGUGAAUACUGAUUAUAAUUAAUGACUUAUAAUUUAAAAUUAAUUAUAAAAAAAAGACAUAUUUUUCAACAUAAUAUUUUUCUCUGUUUCUGUUUUGGUGCUCCUUCGUAAUAAAAAAGAUCAGCAAUAAAACAAAUCAGCUGUUAUCCGUCAAUCGAUGUCAACAAAAUUACAUAAUUUUGUUUAGAAAAACAGUGUAGUUUCCUUUUUUUUAGUGUCAUUUUGAAAUUGACAAUAUGCAGUUUCAAUUGGAUGAUUUUUUAGAUAAAUUGCUAAAGUAAAUGUGUGCCCUACGCCUUGCAAACAUUUGUGACUUUAUAAUUUUUUAUAUGAUGUAGUCCAACAAAUCAUUAUUAGUUAUGGAUCAGAAUAAUAUAAUAGAGUGCGGUGGAUUUUAUUUCAUUCAUAAUUUUGACUCAGGAAACCUUGGGCAUGUAGAAAGAGUGCCUACGGAACUUAUAGCUCCCAGUGUUAACCCCAAGACAAACGCAAAUGAAACCCCAGACUAUGAAUUUAAUUUGUGGACUCGACCAGACUGUGCUGGCACAGAGUUUGAGAAUGGCAAUCGAACUUGGUUCUACUUUGGAAUACAAGCCAGUGAGCCUGCAGUAUUGGUACGGCUUAACUUAAUAAAUCUGAACAAACAAGGGAAAAUGUAUAACCAAGGUAUGGCGCCAGUAACACGGACACUUCCAGGGAGGCCUCAGUGGGAGAGAAUCAGAGAUCGUCCCGUACAUUCAACAGAUGACAACACCUUCACACUGAGCUUCAAGUACCGAACGUCAGACAAUUUGAAAGCGACAACAUUCUUUGCCUUCACAUACCCAUUCUCGUUUGCGGAACUGCAGAUAGCUCUCAAUUCCAUCGACAUGAAGAUGUUGCCGUUGCCUCCGCCGCAGUCGCCUGACGAGAUAUACUAUUGCAGAGAAUGUCUUAUAUAUUCCCUCGAAGGACGCCGCGUGGAUUUAUUAACAAUAACGUCACAUCAUGGAAUUACAACGGAUAGAGAAGAGAGACUUAAGAAUUUAUUUCCCGACAAUCAGGAGAGGCCAUUUAAAUUUUUAAACAAAAAGGUUAUCUUCAUGUCAGCCCGGGUACACCCUGGAGAAACACCAUCCAGCUUUGUAUUCAAUGGUUUCCUCAACCUGCUACUAACACGGCAUGACCCUAUCGCUAUACAGUUACGGAAAAACUACGUGUUUAAGAUGAUCCCGUUCUUAAACCCUGAUGGAGUCGCCAGAGGGCACUACAGGACUGAUACUAGAGGAGUCAAUUUGAACCGGGUUUACCUGAACCCCUCACUUACCUAUCAUCCCUCAGUUUACGCAUCAAGAGCUCUAAUUAGAUACUACCACUUUGGCUGUGAAAAAGAGGACAUCUGUGAAGAUAGUAAAAGUUUUACAUCACGCAGCAUCCAGAACAUUAGCGAGAGUACAGAGUUACUGGAUUCUAAGAAAAAGAAGAGUCCUAUAACGUCGUCGUUCAAAGCGAGCGAGUACAAGCGCGAGAAGACUGGGAAAUCAGUCAGUGGGAACAAAUCCACCACCACUAUCAAGCAGCCCUCUGUAGAUAGCUCGAGGAAGGAUGCCAACGCUUUGAGCGGAGAAACGACACACCUCGCCGAACAAGUAUACGACAUGAAAUUGCAAGAGAUGCCGUCGCAAACUAGCGACGCAUCGUCGAAGCCGUCGAACACGAACGUGGCGGAGACGAGCUCGCUGCUCAACGACUCGGUGCUGCGCUCAUGCCUCGGCUCCAACGUGCACCUGAGCACCAGCGACGAGCUCAACCUGCACGGCACCAACCCACUCAGGCCACUGCGUGACACGCUCAAGAACAGCAUCAGUUUACUGAUGGAAUCUAGCUCGUCUGUGGCAGGCGACAGUGCAAUAGGCGGUAAAGAUUCCCGGCUAACCAACUUGCGAAUCGGCUGGUGUAAGGAGUGCAGGCAGGCGGUCUCCAAGCUCGAGGAUACUACACCAGGCAUCACCAAGAUGGUGCCAGGAUACAGUGCUGCUAUGAUACGCUCCGAGAACCCUACCCACCACUCCAUAGAAGAAUAUAGAGAGCACCAGAGACAACAGCUAGAUGAGAAAGAACUUCAAGAUUCUGAGACACCAGAAAAAGACGCUAUGUAUUUCUGCACUAAUUGCUUCAAGAAAUACGUCAUAACGGAACAUAACGAAGAAAUUAAAGUGAGCUCAGCAGUAUCGACGGCGAACGUGGCGGUGUCCGCGGACGACAGCGGCGACGCAAGGCCUGCCUCGCCUGCGAGCACGCAAAUAUUACCGAAAGAGGAAAAACCAAAAUCUCCUAUCACCAAACAAGUGAAGAAAAAGCCGCCGGUACCACCCGCAUCGCGACCCACUCCUAAGGAGCCGGAGUCCGGCCUGUUUCUAUACAUUGAUCUCCACGGGCACGCUUCUAAGAAAGGUAUAUUCAUGUAUGGCAACCACUUCGAGGACCUGGAGAGCUCUGUGGAGUGCAUGCUUCUGCCGCGCAUCAUGUCGCUCAACAACCUACACUUUCACUUCUCCUCGUGCAACUUCACCGAGCGGAAUAUGUACCUCAAGGACCGGCGCGACGGCAUGUCCCGCGAGGGCUCGGGCCGCGUGGCCGUGCUGAAAGCGACCGGCCUGGUCCGCUCCUACACGCUCGAGUGCAACUACAACACAGGCCGCCUCGUCAACGUGCUGCCGCCCGCCGUCCGCGAUAUGCCCGCGCCCGCCUCCGCGACCGCGUCCGCCUCCGCUGCCGCCACUGCCUUACCGCCCAAGUACACGCCUCACAUAUUCGAAGAGGUGGGGCGGUCGCUGGGCGCGUCGAUCCUGGACCUGACGGGGCAGCACCCCAACUCGCGCGUGCCCGCGUCCGAGCACCGCUCGCUGGCCGCGCUGCGCGACUGGCUGCGUGCCCACACGCGCACCAUGCGCCCGCAGCUCACGAUGUCGCGGCUACGACCGAAGACGUCGUCCCCUACUCGGGUGCCUCUCUUCGCGCGUUCCAAAGGCAAAGUGACAGACGAGCGGAAAGAAAACGCGUACGCAGGCGCCAAGACCGACGCGGAGCGCAAGCGCAGCCCGCCGAUACUCGCACAACGCUCGGGCCACGACAUAAUCAACAUGAACAUGAAGUACGUAAAGAAAAACGAGCCGAUCAAGACGCCCUCGCGCACCCGCUACCUCGCGGAGAACGAGCCCAAACCGAAGACCAUGUCGACGAAGCGCAGGAGCGUACUGGCGAUUCGCAAACCGAACACGAGCAAAGCCCCGGUCGGGGGAGUGGUGAAGGCGAAGCUGAGUAGACGGUCCGCGGACGACUCGGAGAGCCCGCGAACGUCGCUAGUUUCCGCGAAGCUGAGCAAGCGCAGCUUCUCUCGGGGGGCGCGGGGCCGCGCGGGGAGGUCGGCACGGGGGCGGGGAGGCGCGUCGUCCUCGUCGGAGGAGCUGACAACCGCGUGGGAAGCGCCGGGCGGCGCGCCGCUGCACCCGGAGCCGCUGGCCGGCAAGCGGAGGCCCUUCCCAAACCCCUCGCCGUCGCACCUCAAGAAGAUCCGGUUAAAGACGGGCUUGUAGCGGCCGCCGCGCGCCAGGCCCGCCCCCGAGCCGCGCCGCUAGCGCCCGGGGCUCAGCGGGACCUUGUCGCCGGAUGGUCGUAUUAAAUUUGAUUCCAGUUUACUUUUUGUGGUGCCUUUCCGAUGCCGGGUGUGAUCUGAAUAUUUUCAUUUAUUUGUAAACAUUAAUGAUAAAAACGAGGAUUUCGUGCUUGCUAUCGUUCGUACAAUUCACAGUAUGGCUUACUUUAGUGUUUACACUUAUACGACGUUGUAAUGCUGGAGUCUUACCUGAUACAACAGAAUCAUGACGGUACCGUGUGCUCUUUAAAAAUUCAGGUAUCAGCGCGUUGACCUCUUCAGUGUUUAAUACGAAUUGUCAUCCAAAAAUUAACAAUGAGCGCAACCGUGGUGACGGGAUUCUUACUCCUACAUGCUACGCUAAAUGAAACAAUAAUUGAUGCUAAUCCAACUGUCCAGUAUGUUUAACAAUCUUAUUUAUUAUUUUAUUUAUUUAUUUCAAGUAAACAGUUACAUAGACAAUACAUAUUCUCAGUGCCGCGUAGCUUUAUAAAUAAUUAUGAACUUAUAUCCCAGUUCUAGUUUUUAGCUUCUUUUGGCUCAAAUAUGAUUUUAACCAUUUAUAGGGCCCCUUAUUUCACAUUCUGACAUGGCCUGUAACACAACGUACGUAAUUGACACGAUUAUUGACGUACAUAUUUAUCCAGGGUGGCUUGAGCCUUUAAAAAUAACGCAUAUGUACUCUCCUAUCUUUGCCUGAAGUUGAAACUUCCGCUCCUUUUUUUAGACCUUCAUUUUGCGGACAAGCCUGGCCCAAUACGCCUAUGACUAACACGCGUGUCAAGCUUUGACGACAGUAGUUGAUACUGAUUGGUCACACAGUAUUAUAGUUACGCAAACCGUCGUGACGUUAGACACAAAUGUAACUCAAGCAUAAAACUGAACUUCACAUUAGAAGGAAAGCCAUCGUACAAAUAUAGAUCCCAGUCCUAAACAUUUUUAGUAUUCAAAGAGAGUUCGAAUUUAUUUCUAUCGAAUAGUCUGACUUAGAGAUUUUGUUUCCACCAGACUUAAGCGAGUCCUUUUUUAUUUUCUCAAAAACCAAUCGGGAAUUUAUUGCCUUGCCAUAUGCAUUCACAAAUUAGUAUAAAAAUUUGAUAAUUGUUUCCUUACAAUCACCAAAAUAUUUGCCAUUAUUAAGUAAAUUUUUUAUGUGAAUUAUAUUUUAGUUUCGAUGUAUCGGGUCUUAUGUUUAUAUCAGUACAAUAUGUUAUGCUUGUCGUUGCGACGACAAAAUAUAUUAAACAGAACUAUUUGUCUUGAAAAUUAUUUGUAAAUAUUCAUUGUGAAAUAUAAACGGUAUAGGCAUAUAUUGUUAGACCCGAUUCAUGUUAUUACUUGACUGAAAUAUAUGUAAAAAUUAUUGUGUUCUCUUUUAGCAUAAUUUUUAUGAAAAUUGUAGAAAACCUUUUUUUAUAUUUUACUUUUGUAAUUUGAAUAACAAUUUUCAUAUAAAAAUAUAUAAUUAUAUAAAAUAAUGUGUUGAAAAGACAUAAACAUAGAAAAUAUAAAAUUUGUGGUAAAUUGUAAAGUGUAAUCAAAUAGUAAGUAUAUAUAAAAUAGUGAGCUCCAGGAGCAACUUUUUCUAUAAUGUAUGAUCUCAUUUGUGAAAAUUAGCAAAGCGCGAUAAAUAAUGUGUCACAUAUUAUGAUUGCAUAUAUUUUUGUGUUCAUUGUAAUUUCUGUAAAACUUUAGAUUUAUAAUGGGUUAGAGGAAAAGGGUACCAACACGAAAACCAGUGAUAGAUAAUAUAUAAAACAGAACUACUUUUCCAGUUUACGUAGAAAGAUGAUAACAUUUUUUAACCUUUCAUGUAACUACACAUACAGGAACACUAGGCUCGAUUCUGUGACGUGCUUCCUCUAAACUUAUCUCUUAAGAUAGGUUUAGAGAAAUAGCGCCACAGAAUCGGCCCUAUAUUUUACUUAAUUUUACUUAAAUCUGUAUUUAAUAGUAGAAUAUUCAAGUUUUUGAAAUAAUGAAAUAUUUGAUCGAUCAAUAAAAAUAUAUACACGUAUUAACUCAACAAUAUUACGACCACGAGUACUUUGAUAGUAGGUAAAAUGUGCAUUUUAAAGGAAGUAAAUUAGUUACAAUGGACUUAUAUGGAGUGAUCUCUUUCAGUCCAACCCACAUACCGUUACGCCAACUGGGCUUUCGUGUGAUAUCAACAUAGUUUUUAUACUUGUGACCGAUUGUCCACGCACACCUGCGUCAGAUUUGAAGGCACCAAGUGCAAUUUUUUCCAAAACCUAACCAGUAACGUUUACCUGUUAGAAGAGUCUAAAAAGAAACUGCUAUAAUUCUGUAAUGGAAGGCUAAUCAAUAACUAAGACAAUGAUACAUAUGGGCCUCUUCUCCAAAACUUUAAAUUAAAUAAUACUUCAAUGGUUUAGCUCACAGUAAAAUGUUAUUCGUAGAAUCAGUCUCCCAUUGACUCAACAAUAAUAAAAAAUAAAAUACCACACGCACUACGGCAGUAUUUUAUUCAUUAUAAAUUGUCACGUUGAGGGCGGCGAAGAAGUAUCUUAAAAACUGAAACAUCCUACACACCUAUUGUGUCAUUACUUAUCUUCAAAUUAGGACUUUUGCGUAUUAAAAAAAAAAAAAGCUUAAUAUAUUUAAGACGAAAGACGUUUUUAGAAAUAAGGUAAUUGUUUUUAGAAAUGGAAUAGUUAGCACUAGCCAGAGACACAGGUGCGCGUAAACAAUUGUAUUCACAAAAUAGAUCUAAUAGACCUGUCUAUGUAUCCAAGUACAUAGAUGGUCAAACAUGAAACACAAUAGUGCAAUAAUUUUUUAUAGUUGUAACGUGUUUGUAAUUGAUAUAAAAGUAACACUUGUUUAGAUAUUUGCAUAUUUCGAAAUUCUGAAAAUUAUAUGUACCAUAAGAAUUGUUUUUGUAGAAAAACAUAGUACGUUAUUUCUAAAAUAGUAAUUAUUUAUUUAUCUCAAAUAUUAAUAUAUGAUAAAAAUAAAAACAUACAAUGUUCUCACAAGAA
This is a messenger RNA of Galleria mellonella (greater wax moth), 6731 nucleotides long. Its product is annotated as cytosolic carboxypeptidase-like protein 5. The transcript has 18 exons. Gene Ontology annotation, molecular function: zinc ion binding; metallocarboxypeptidase activity. Lineage: Eukaryota; Metazoa; Arthropoda; Insecta; Lepidoptera; Pyralidae. Bases 455 to 3670 code for a protein of 1071 amino acids. The record is from RefSeq and is a predicted model, not a curated record. Gene Ontology annotation, biological process: proteolysis.